AAAAAGAACAUUCGGCCAAUCAAAUGUGGCGCAGAGCUGUUGUCGCGGCAAGACGGGGCGAGCCUGGGCCGCUGCUUGGCUGCUGCCGCUCGAUGGCGUCGCGGCGGCCCCGGAGGGCGGAGCGCGCAGCUCAUGCAGAAUUUCAGCUUGAUGACAUUGAACUUAUGUGGACAACUGUGAUUAAAAAAUAACUGAAUUUGUGCAGUUAUAAACACGUAGAAGAGUUUGUCAUCAAAUGUUUGGAAGUAGGAUCUAUGUAACCUUCUUAACAGGGACUGAAGAUUAUAUACUUAAAAUGACCCUUCAGGAGAUGGUGCAUCAGGCAGCCAGCCUGUAUUCUGAUAGAAAAGCAGUAUGUUUUGAUGAAUGUAAUGAUAAACCUCCAGUUUUCUACACUUACAAGGAGGUUGUUAGUCUUGCCACAGAAUUAACAGUUUUCCUGCAAAACUACUGUGACCAAAGAGGAAGGUUUGAAAUAGGCCUUUACUGCUAUCCUGGAAUAAAUUUACCAUCUUGGAUUUUAGGAUUUAAUGGCAUUAUCUCCUGCACAUGCUCAACUUCACUGAUGAAAGCAAGAAAACAAAUCCUCCAAGUUCCAGCUGCAUAUUCUCCUCUUGAUCCAGAUGCACCACCAGUGUUAUCUAACUAUUUUAUGAAGAAAUGUAACCUCCAGUAUAUCCUUGUUGAGAAUGACAAAAUAAAUAAAUUCAAACUAUCCCACGCUGGCUGGUUUUACCAGAGUUCUUUUGCAAUAGAUGAUGUUGGUUUAACUCUUUUCCAAAUUAAUUGGAAUGAUGUUGAUGUAAAUCUGCUGUUAGAUGGCGCAGAAGACAAACAUGGAAUCUCCAGAGCUGCAAGUAAUUGGGAGACAGAUUACAUAGCUGACCUGGACCAACUUAAAUCAAAGACAUCACAAAGUGGGUACAUGGAUGUCAGGCAGCAACAUUCUCUGGCAUACAUCUUGCAUACAUCAGGAACUACAGGGAUCCCCAGAAUAGUCAGAGUACCUCAUAAAUGUAUUGUGCCAAAUAUUCUUCAUCUUCAAUCCCUAUUUAAGAUCACACCACAUGAUAUGCUGUUCCUGGCCUCACCUCUGACGUUUGAUCCAUCUGUAGUUGAGUUGUUCAUUGCUCUGACAAGUGGAGCCUCUCUGCUUAUAGUACCAAACCCCAUAAAAAUGAUGCCUCUGAAGUUGUCUGCUGCUCUUUUUCACCAUCACAGGGUGACAGUAUUGCAGGCAACGCCAACAUUUCUCAGACGAUUUGGAGCUCAACUUAUUAAGUCAACUGUGUUGUCUACCAGUACUUCACUCCGUGUCUUAGCCCUCGGUGGAGAAGCAUUUCCUGCACUGAAUGUCUUGAGAAGCUGGAAGGGAAGGGAAAACAAAACACAUGUUUUUAAUCUCUAUGGCAUUACAGAAGUAUCAAGCUGGGCCACAUGCUACAGGAUUCCAGAAGUUCUUAGCUCUGAUCUUCGAUUUGAUUCCCCUGUACCACUGGGAUCACCACUGCUUGGAACAGCAGUUGAAGUCAGAGAUGCCACUGGUUCUGCAGUUCUAGAUGGAGAGGGACAAGUUUUCAUAGGUGGUAAAGAACGAAUCUGCUUCCUUGAUGAUGAAGUAACUGUCCCUUUGAACACAAUGAGAGAAACAGGGGACUUUGUGAGAGUGAAGGAUGCAGAGAUGUUUUUCUUAGGACGGAAGGACAAUCAGAUUAAACGUCAUGGCAAACGUCUUAAUAUUGACUAUGUACAGCAGGCUGCUGAAGGUCUUUGUCAUGUGGAAGCCUGUGCAGUGACAUGGUAUCAACAAGAAAAGUUAAUCUUGUUUGUUGUACCUAAAGACAACUUAGCAAGAGACACUCUUAAGGAACUCCAGAAACAUCUCCCAACCUACGCAAUCCCUGAUGAACUUGUGCUGAUAGAAACUUUGCCUUUCACAUUGCAUGGUAAAAUUGAUGUUUCUGAGCUGCGCAAGAUUUACAGUAACCAUCUAAAUUCCAGAAGGCAUGACAGUAAACUGAGCGGAGCAGAGGAAUUGUGGGAAAGAUUGCAGUAUUUAUGGAAGUCUCUCCUGGGUCGUCCAGAUGAUUCACGCAGCAUUUCCAAAGAUUCACUGUUUCUGUACAGUGGUGGAGAUUCCUUGAAGUCACUACGGUUUCAUGAUGAGAUUGAGAAUUUGGCAGGCAAGGCCAUUCCUGGGCUCCUGGAAGUUAUUCUCAGCAGCUCCAUUGCUGAGGUUUACCAACAUGUUCUUAAAGCUGUAUUCCCAAGUGAGGACCAAAUAAUGAAUCAUAACACUGUGAAAAGAAAACUGAAUGAGAGCAGUGGAGAGGAAUUCCAUGGAGAAGACACAAAACCAAAAUCUAGAAGGUACUUUAAUGCUGCUGCAGGAUUGAUUGCAUUUAUUGCACUAAACCGAGGAAAUCGGAUGUUGUCGAUGACUUCCCCUGAGUCUCUUAUGAGCCCAUAUAAUGCAGGACAGGCAGGAACAGAGUUAAGACAGCAAGCAUCUUAUUCAUCUGCUGUAACUUCUAAUACAAUGAAAUAUGAAGUGACAGAGAAUAAAUCUGGAAAGAGCAGAAGCAAUCCAGAAAUUGCAAGCAAGGCAAAUGAAACAGGUACUCAUUCUGUAGAACAAGCUCCUUCAAAAAUGCCUGAGAAGCUGAUAUUACAUGUAAGAUGGAAGUCAAAUAUGGGCAAAUGUGUAGAUGCCUCCCCAUUAGUUAUAACACCAGCCACGGAUGAUUUAUCUGCAACUGUAUACGUUGGGUCUCAUUCUCACACAAUGCAGGCAAUUGAUUUACACUCAGGAAAAAUCAAGUGGGAGAGAAUCCUUGGAGAUCGUAUUGAAUCCUCUGCAUGUGUGUCUAAGUGUGGAAACUUCAUUAUUGUUGGCUGCUAUAAUGGUUUAGUGUAUGUACUCAGAAGCCAUAAUGGGGAAAUACACUGUAUCUUUACCGCUGAAGAUGCUGUGAAAAGCUCUGCAGUUGUGCAUCCUUCCACUGGACUAGUCUACAUUGGAUCGCAUGACCAGCAUAUAUACGCUUUGGAUAUUUAUAAGGAGGAGCAUGUCUGGAAGUUGCACUGUGAAGGUGGAGCUGUGUUUUCGUCUCCUUAUCUAAGUAUCUUGCCAGAUCACCUGUAUGCUGCUACACUAGGAGGACUUUUAUUGGCUGUAAAUCCAGAUACGGGUAAUAAGAUCUGGAAAAGUUCCUGUGGAAAACCCCUCUUCUCCUCUCCUCACUGCAGUGAGCAGUAUGUGUGCAUUGGAUGUGUGGAUGGGAAUGUGUACUGUUUUAGCCACUCAGGAGAAAAGGUUUGGCAGUUUUCCACCAGUGGACCAGUCUUUUCAUCCCCAUGUAUCUCAAGUUUAACUAAGCAAGAAAUAUAUUUUGGCUCCCAUGACUGCUUUAUCUACUGCUGUAAUAUAGAAGGAACCACACCUAGUGAAAAGAGAGAAGACUAUGUGGUAAUUUUCUUACUGUCUUUCAAGGACAGGAAAUUCUCCAAAGAGGGUCUCCCUAUCACUGUGAAAAUCUCCACAAAGGAAUGUUUAUAGCAGGGAUUCAAGUGAGUAACUUCCCUUCAUGUGAAUGUCAAUUACAAGCACAGACCUCUGCACUGAAUUUACCUCUCUGAAUUUAUGAAAGACACAAUAUAGGUUACAGUAGCAAUCAUAUAAACCAAAGAGAUGAUUUCAACUCUGAAUCAAUAGCAUGGUUUAGGUGAGAACUUGGCACGGAAACACAGUUUUUGAGAGGAGUGGUAAACCUCAAAGUAUUUCAGGUCAAUCUCAGUUCACAUGACCAUCCAGAAGUUUGCAUUCUUUUUUAAAUCUUAGCCAGAUUAACUGAAGCCAUUAAUGUCCCAUAGUGCCAAACCAAUUGGUGGAGGGAAAGGGGGUGUAGAAAGAGAGAAUUUCUCUAUCACCAGGUUGAUGAACUAGGAUUGAUGUUCCUCUACCUCCUCACUCAGGUAUGCACAGGUAUUGCUGCUCAUCUGCAUCCUGAUAGUGGAUGAUCAAACAUAAUUUAUGUGGUUAAAUGGACCAAGUUAAUGGCAGAAAGUCACACCUGCUUAGAUACCCAGAAGGAAAUUUGGUCCCACUGAAGUCAAUAGAAAAACUCCUUUUAAGAAGAGUCAUUUGAUGCCAGUCUUUUCAGACUUUUCCUUUUCUAGGUCUGCAUUCUACCUUGGAUUUACACACCUUCACUGAAAUAAACAGGAAUUCCACAUGCAGAACAAAACGGCCCUGUAAGGGUAUGAUCCAGUACAUUACUGAGUGCCCUAAACUCUCACUGAUUUUAGUAGAAACUGAAUCAGAACCUAAAUAUUCAUUCAGUAAUUUCUUUCUUAAAUUAAAAAUGAACCCUUAAUUUAGGGCCAGACUUCAAUACCCUUACAACAGAUAGUCGUCUUGCUCUGAGUAGCCCCAUUGGAGCCAGUGGGACGACUCUCAGAGUGAGGUAUUCAAUGUGAGUAAGGGUAUCAGAAUCUGGCUCUCAGUGAGAAAAUAUGCCAGCUGUCUCUCUGGCUCUAUUGCUUACAAAAUGUGCCUGUUUAUAUACAAAUUCCAGUGCUGAGGAAUAGAGGGAUGGAUGGGGUGCCUUGUAAUGCACAUAUUAUGACAUUUCACAUGUACAAACUGUGCUGUGAACACUGGAAGAUGCCUAUGAAUAGAGCUAUUGUAGAGAAUGGUAUGUGCAAUAAAAGAGAAACUGUAUCUUAUUUGUUCAGAUUGAAGAAUUGUAUUGUAAUCUGGAAUGUUUGAGAACUGUGCUGUAAAAAAAUGCCUAUCCAUAUGUAUGAGGUUUUUUUAAAAUUAUUUUAUCGAGAUUCCCAAGAGGUAGAACAUUUAUGCUUUGUGGUUCAUAUGUAGUUUUCAAAAUUACUCCCAAGAUUAAAGAUUUAUUCACUCAGAUGUAUAAGAAUUAGUUUGAAGGCUAAAAAUCUACAAAAGCCCACAUUUCUGU
This is a messenger RNA of Mauremys reevesii (Reeves's turtle), 4973 nucleotides long. RefSeq names its product aminoadipate-semialdehyde dehydrogenase (gene AASDH). Gene Ontology annotation, molecular function: protein binding. Gene Ontology annotation, biological process: amino acid activation for nonribosomal peptide biosynthetic process. NCBI's taxonomy places the organism in Eukaryota, Metazoa, Chordata, Testudines, Geoemydidae. The record is from RefSeq and is a predicted model, not a curated record. Bases 236 to 3559 code for a protein of 1107 amino acids. The transcript is spliced from 18 exons.